Messenger RNA from Colletotrichum truncatum, 1836 nucleotides. Lineage: Eukaryota; Fungi; Ascomycota; Sordariomycetes; Glomerellales; Glomerellaceae. The record is from RefSeq and is a predicted model, not a curated record.
AUGACAAGAUAUCGUAAAUCCUCCUCAAAAGUACCGUCGGCGUCGACUUCGACUUCUUCCCGGCAUUCCCCAACGCCAUCCACAGAUUCAACACCAGAGUUCCCCUCAAUAGCAAGGUCUGAGGGGACACCUGUAUUUCGGGUCUCUCCAUCCAAGAAAAAGGACGGGCCGGCCCGCCAGUCUUCUGAUGAUCCCCUCCCUACCAUUGAAGGAGGUCCUAGGAGUCCGACAAUCAGUGUGACAUCGAAUGAUGGCACCUACGUUAUUCAAACGCCCACCACAUCGGUAGCGCCGUCAUCUCCUUCAAGUUCCAGCCAUGGUGGGACUUCAUCGCCAUUCGCAAGCCCAAAAAUUCGUUCACGUCAAGGAAACGGGGAAACGGAGAGCCUUACCAGAUGUAUGGACAACAUGAACCUUACUUCGCAACGUUCACCCUUCGUCAUGGUCGAUGUAGCAAUUGCUAUUUCUGGAAUCGCCAACAAUUCGGAACAGCAACCCAGUCGGGUGGAGGCUAGCAACCCCAAUCUGAGGAUGACAUCGCUGAGUCCUCGUCCUCCUGAGCGGCCGCGCCGUAUUUCUCGGACUGUGCUCUCGAAGCAUGACGUCAAGGACGAAGAAGUUCCUCCCAAUCGAUUCCAUGAUCCUAAAGUACAAGAAGCUUUCCGAAAUGCAAAGGCCCUCAUGUCACGUUUAGCGGAUGCAUUGGGCAGUUCCCCUCUUCACAUCAACCCUGACUCCACCAUACGCCAACUGCAUCGGCAAGCGCAGAAACUUGCUCACUUUCAGCCCCCAUCCACUCGAACAGUUGGGUUUGUCGGUGACUCUGGUGUUGGAAAGAGCAGUCUUUUGAAUUCUCUUCUAGACUUAGAGGGUCUUGCAAGAACGAGUAACAGUGGAGCUGCAUGCACAUGUGUGGUUACAGAGUAUCAUUUCCACGACCAAACUGACUUCAUUACAUACGUUGAAUUGUUCAGUGUCGAUGAUCUCGUUAAACAGGCUGAAGAUCUACUCAAGUCUUAUCGACACUACCACCUGAACUCCGACGAAAUGGAAGGCAAUGAGCUAAGUGACUUUAAGGAGCAGGCACAAGUUGCACUUGACACUUUCCGAGCUAUGUUCCGGGGCCGAUAUGACGAUGAGGAAUUCCUCACGGAAGACAGAUUGAAAGUAGCACUCCGGACUUUGAAAUCCCGUGUCGUGGAAUUGAGACCAUCUGAAAUUGAGGGACGACAAGUUGAUACCAACCUGCAGGAUUGUUCCACCCGUCUGAUGAGAUUAACCUCUGAAGUGGCAUCGUCGCGCGAGCCGGCGCUCUGGCCAUACAUCAAGAAGAUCAAAGUUUCUCUCAAUUCGCAUAUCCUUAGUAAAGGACUCGUACUUGUUGACCUGCCUGGGUUGCGUGACUUGAACUCUGCUCGAAGAGCCAUCACAGAGCGAUAUCUGAUUGAGUGCGAUGAGAUCUUCGCAAUCUGUAACAUUGGUCGAGCCACAACCGACGUUGGCGUUGCAAGCGUCUUUGAUUUAGCCAAAGAAGCUGGAUUAGAAAAUGUCGGUAUAGUUUGUACCAAAUCUGACGUGAGUUGCCCUUUUCAGUAUUUAGGAGUCACUUUGAUACUUAAAAGUAUACAGGACAUUCGCGCUGCAGAAGCCAAAAAAGACUGGAAGGGCCCACGGGCAAGGAAAGUCCAGCAACUCAGUGAUGCGGUAGCGGCUACACAAAGACAACUGGAUGACAUUAACUUGGAUCUGGCCGACUUUGAAGACGCGGAUGAUCUCUCUGAAGAGGAGAGAAAUCUGAUUAUCGAUCUUGGGUUUCGCGCUAAGAAGACACAGUAA